Molecule: messenger RNA, 2064 nt
Organism: Uranotaenia lowii
Lineage: Eukaryota; Metazoa; Arthropoda; Insecta; Diptera; Culicidae
Exons: 2
Coding region: 1-2064 (687 amino acids)
Biological process (GO): DNA integration
Molecular function (GO): nucleic acid binding
Source: RefSeq, a predicted model, not a curated record
AUGAUACAGGACAUCUGGCGCUCUAAAAUUGAUUGGGACGAGGCAAUUCUUGAUGAGGAGUAUAAACAGUGGCAACGCUGGAUUAGCUUAACAGCCAACCUGGACCACGUAAGGAUUCCUCGCUGCUAUUUUCCUCUUUACAAUCCCGGCAGUUAUGACGAGCUGCAGCUACACGUUUUCGUUGACGCAAGCGAGCUAGCGUAUUGUGCCGUUGCGUACUUUCGAAUUGUCGAUUCAAACGGCCCACGUUAUGUAUUAGUGUCUGCGAAAUCAAAAGUUACACCGCUGCGCCCUCAGUCUAUACCACGUAAUGAACUCUGUGCUGCUGUGAUCGGCACCCGACUGUCUAAUACAAUUGACGAUAAUCAUUCUUUGAAAAUAACGCAAAAAUUCUUUUGGAGCGAUUCCUCAACUGUCCUAUCCUGGCUGCAAUCCGAUCCCAGAAACUAUCGACAAUUCGUGGGAUUCAGGGUUGCUGAAAUUCUAGCGUCGACUUCACCUAGUGAAUGGAACUGGGUGCCGUCGAGCUUAAACAUAGCGGAUAAUGCUACCAAGUGGGGAAAUGGUCCCAGUUUUCAACCCGACAGUCCUUGGUUCAAAGGACCUGAGUUUCUUUAUCGAUCUCCGGAGGAAUGGCCACGUCGUGAAAAUCAAUUGAAUGUUACUUCAGAGGAGCUUCGCACUGUUCACCUUCACCUUAAACCAGAUUACGUUGCUGCAGAAGCAGCUAUAUGGCGAGCUGUACAAGGUGAUGUCUUUCAAGAAGAAAUAACGAUUAUACGUAAAAAUCAUAGUACAACAGCCAAAGAAAAGAAGUGCAUCGGAAGGUUCAGCACAUUAGCAAAGCUGUCUCUCCUGCUAGAUGAGCAAGGUGUCCUCCGAAUGGAUAGUCGAAUACACCCUCAAUCAACCUACUACUCAAUCAGUUUUCGAAAUGUAACAAGUCUUCUAAUUCUUCGCUUCCACCAAAAGUUCGGUCACGCAAAUACGGAAACCGUCCUCAACGAACUCAAACAAGAGUACUACAUUCCAAAAAUGCGAGCAACCGUUAAGAAAACUUUAAAACAGUGUAGCUGGUGUCGAGUCUAUCGUGUAAAACCGUAUGCUCCAAAAAUGGCCCCACUCCCUCAACCGAGAAUAACCCCUUUCGUUCGCCCAUUUACUUUUACCGGCAUCGACUAUUUCGGUCCUGUUAUAAUCAAACGCGGUAGAUGUAACGAAAAGCGAUGGGUGGCACUCUUCACAUGCCUCACCAUUAGGGCAGUGCACCUGGAAGUGGUACACACACUAUCGUCGGACUCCUGUAAGAUGGCAAUACGUAGAUUCAUAACAAAACACGGACCCCCCAAAGAAAUAUUUAGUGAUAACGGCACAAAUUUCCGUGGCGCUUCAAGGGAGCUUAAAGAAGAAAUCAUAAAUUUGAAUUUCCAACUAGCAAAAUCGUUCACCAACAAAUUCACAGCGUGGAAUUUCAAUCCCCCUUCUGCUCCACACAUGGGUGGUGUGUGGGAGCGAAAGGUACGAUCAAUCAAACAAGCUUUUAAGACGUUAUCUUACAACGAAAAACUCGAUGAAGAAAGCCUGAAGACAUUUUUAGCUGAAGCGGAAUUGAUCGUCAAUUCUCACCCAUUGACAUUUGUGUCUUUGGAGAAUCAAGAAGACGAGGUUAUUACACCCAACAGCUUUUUAUGGCCGAACUCAUCGGAAGGAGAUAAGCCUCCUAGAAUUCCCAUAGAUGCCGUUGUUAAUCUUCGUACGAACUGGAAAUCAGUGCAACAUCUUACGAACAGGUUCUGGAAAUGCUGGAUCAAAAGUUAUUUGCCAACAAUAGCUCGACGAACAAAGUGGUUCUCCGAUGUACGUCCAUUACAAAUCGGCGACCUGGUAGUGAUCGUCGACGAAUCAGUACGAAACGGAUGGCUGCGCGGAACCGUGGAACGAGUUUAUCCAGGAUGCGACGGUGUGGUCCACAAAGUGGAUGUCAGAACUGCAGAUGGUAUUUUUCAACGACCAGUAAUCAAGGUUGCGCUCUUGGACGUAAAAGAUGAUAGUAAAACCGAGUGA